Clonostachys rhizophaga is the source of this 594-nucleotide messenger RNA. The record is from the annotation of a GenBank genome assembly. Lineage: Eukaryota; Fungi; Ascomycota; Sordariomycetes; Hypocreales; Bionectriaceae.
AUGGGUGAGAUACUAGCCCUGGCUGAGAACCUCAAGUCACUUGCCUGGGGCCAGGAGUGUGCGGCUAGAACGAGAUGGAGUAAUUCUCUCGUCACGAAAUAUCUCAACCUUGACGAGAUGAUUGCAGCUCUCUCACAUGUGAAAGAUACGUUAGAGAGGCUACAGCUCAGGGUCACCAUCCGCAAGGAGGAUGACUAUAGUGGCAAAGUGAAAAUGAAGGUCAUGGGAUCAUUCAGCGGGCUUCGGAAAUUCAACCGAAUAACCGACCUCGAGGUGCCGUUGGUAUUUCUUGCUGGUGUUGGGGAUCAACCUCAGCCUCUGGAUCACUGCAUCCCCAGUGGCAUUAAGACGCUUUCGCUGUCAUGCGUAGUUUGCAUGAACCCGAGUGAUUCGUGGUCGGACCAAGGGAUUCUUAAGUUAGUUCAAGACAUGUCCAUGAACAGUUUUACUAGCCUACCACAACUGAAGCGUAUCAGUAUUCUUGAUGUGGAUAACUGGUUUGAAAAUUGGCAACUCUUUGAGAUGUUGGAAGAAACUCCUCGAGAUACUGAGAUAAGGGUUAUUCGCCGUGUUCCGCUGCUUUGGGACUUCUAA